GAACACCACGAAGGGAAAACAGAGGGCUCAGUUUUGGGGAAAUUGCAAAGGGCAAAAAGGGGAGGAGAUCGCUUACAACACAGCAUUGCGACACUCGGCGGGGCUGAGGGUGACAACAGCAAGGGUUUCUCUUUUUGGAAAUAUGAGGGUUUUUCCGCUUCUGAUAGUGGGACGGCAAUGAAAGCAGCGCAGGCUAGUGAAUGGCUAUUUUCUUUAUAAGCAACCUCCUGUGAGGCUGAAAUGGCAGUCGCUAGGCUCUGCUGCCUUGCUGGAGCCUUGGGAUGGAAAUCUGCAUGGGGCAGCACAGUCACCUAAUCUCUCUCCUUCUCUUUCUUCUGUUUCCUUCAGAGGCAGCCUGCCGCCCUUCUGGGAGAAGACCCUGCAAGAUGCAAGCCUUCAGAAUCUGGGACAUUAACCAGAAGACCUUCUACCUGAGGAACAACCAACUCAUUGCUGGGUACUUGCAAGGACCAAAUACCAAAUUAGAAGAAAAGAUUGACGUGGUGCCCGUUGACCCUCAUAGUGUGUUCCUGGGGAUCCACGGGGGGAAGCUGUGCCUGUCCUGUGUCAAGUCCGGAGACAACAUGAAGCUCCAGCUGGAGGAGAUUAACAUUGCUGAUCUGAACAAGAACAAAGAACAAGACAAACGCUUUACUUUCAUCCGCUCAGAGAGAGGCCCCACCACCAGCUUUGAGUCAGCCGCCUGCCCAGGCUGGUUCCUCUGCACAGCUCUAGAGGCUGACCAGCCUGUAAGCCUCACCAACAUGCCAGAAGAGCCCCUGACAGUCACCAAGUUCUACUUCCAGCAAGACCAAUAGACCUGCCUAGACCUGCCCUUCCCCACUCCCAGGCCAUCAGUGACGCCGCCAACUGCCUCCUCGCUCUGGCCAUCACCAGGGCUUGCAGAACAACUUUUGCAGGGCGUAUGGCAGAAGGACCUGGAAAAGCCCUGAUGACAGAUCUCUGCCUUCGGUCUGUUGGCUGACCCAUGGCCAACCUCCGGGAUGCUUCCAGAAUGAUCUUUCAAAG
Acomys russatus (golden spiny mouse) is the source of this 1029-nucleotide messenger RNA. It is a transcript of the gene Il1rn, whose product is annotated as interleukin 1 receptor antagonist. Lineage: Eukaryota; Metazoa; Chordata; Mammalia; Rodentia; Muridae. Gene Ontology annotation, molecular function: interleukin-1 receptor antagonist activity; interleukin-1 receptor binding; cytokine activity. Gene Ontology annotation, biological process: inflammatory response to antigenic stimulus; negative regulation of interleukin-1-mediated signaling pathway. The transcript has 4 exons. Bases 282 to 818 code for a protein of 178 amino acids. The record is from RefSeq and is a predicted model, not a curated record.